Molecule: messenger RNA, 1501 nt
Organism: Gymnogyps californianus (California condor)
Lineage: Eukaryota; Metazoa; Chordata; Aves; Accipitriformes; Cathartidae
Gene: ESRRG
Product: estrogen related receptor gamma
Exons: 7
Coding region: 169-1476 (435 amino acids)
Biological process (GO): regulation of DNA-templated transcription
Cellular component (GO): nucleus
Molecular function (GO): DNA-binding transcription factor activity; sequence-specific DNA binding; zinc ion binding
Source: RefSeq, a predicted model, not a curated record
CUGUAGCAGGGACAGUUGCAGCAAGCAGCUGAAUUUUUGUUACUUACGGCACUGUGUAUUUCAGUGAACCAGCAUCCACUUCAGUCUGCUCAAGCCUGGGCUGCCUGCUGAGCAUGUGAGAAGAGCUACCUGUACCUGUCAGACUCCUCAUGCAGGCUUCUCUGCAGAAUGUCAAGCAAAGAUCGACACAUUGAUUCUAGCUGUUCGUCGUACAUCAAGACGGAACCGUCGAGCCCUGCCUCUCUGACGGACAGCAUCAACCACCACAGCCCCGGUGGCUCCUCAGACGCCAGCGGGAGCUACAGUUCCACCAUGAAUGGACAUCAGAACGGGCUGGACUCACCUCCCCUCUACCCUUCGGCCACAGGGCUUGGGGGCAAUGGGCCGGUCAGGAAACGGUAUGACGACUGCUCCAGUACCAUCGCUGAAGAUUCACAGACCAAGUGUGAAUAUAUGCUGAACUCGAUGCCCAAAAGACUGUGUUUGGUGUGUGGUGACAUUGCAUCAGGGUACCACUAUGGAGUGGCUUCCUGCGAGGCCUGCAAGGCUUUCUUCAAGAGGACAAUUCAAGGUAACAUAGAGUACAGCUGCCCAGCAACAAAUGAAUGUGAAAUCACAAAGCGCAGACGCAAGUCCUGCCAAGCCUGCCGCUUCAUGAAGUGUCUAAAAGUUGGCAUGCUGAAAGAAGGUGUCCGCCUAGACAGAGUACGUGGAGGUCGCCAGAAGUACAAGCGCAGAAUAGAUGCAGAGAAUAGCCCAUACCUGAACCCUCAGCUAGUUCAGCCAGCAAAAAAGCCAUAUAACAAGAUUGUCUCCCAUUUGCUGGUGGCUGAACCAGAGAAGAUCUACGCUAUGCCUGACCCCACUGUUCCAGACAGUGACAUCAAAGCACUUACCACUCUUUGUGACCUGGCAGACAGAGAACUGGUGGUGAUCAUUGGAUGGGCUAAGCAUAUUCCAGGAUUCUCCACUUUGUCUCUAGCUGACCAGAUGAGCCUUCUGCAGAGUGCUUGGAUGGAGAUUUUGAUUCUCGGUGUUGUAUACCGGUCACUUUCUUUUGAGGAUGAGCUCGUAUAUGCCGAAGAUUAUAUUAUGGAUGAAGACCAAUCCAAAUUGGCAGGCCUUCUUGACCUUAACAAUGCCAUACUGCAGCUGGUAAAGAAAUACAAGAGCAUGAAGCUGGAGAAAGAAGAGUUUGUCACCCUCAAAGCUAUAGCACUUGCUAAUUCAGACUCAAUGCACAUAGAGGAUGUUGAGGCAGUGCAGAAACUUCAGGACGUCUUACAUGAGGCUCUGCAGGAUUAUGAGGCCGGGCAGCACAUGGAAGACCCACGUCGCGCAGGCAAGAUGUUGAUGACUCUCCCGCUUCUGAGGCAAACCUCCACCAAGGCUGUGCAGCAUUUCUACAACAUCAAACUGGAAGGCAAAGUCCCCAUGCACAAACUUUUUUUGGAAAUGCUGGAGGCCAAGGUCUGACUAAAGCAUCAUGGGCUUCCCCAUC